AUCUUGUAUUAGAGACUAGUCAAUCCAAACUAUAGUUCUGUAACCUUUUAACCCAUAAAACCAUCAUUCUUUUCACCUUCAAUUAUCAGGAAUAGAAACCAAGAUUUUUGAACAUUCACAAAAACAAAAUAAAGAAACACUAAUGGAGCAUUCUAUUGUUUCGGAACUUGAAGGAACUCUUCUAAAAGAUCCUGACCCCUUUUCUUACUUCAUGUUAGUUGCAUUUGAGGCUUCGGGUUUGAUUCGUUUUGCCUUGUUGUUGUUUCUAUGGCCGGUUAUUCGGUUUCUGGACUUGUUAGGGUUUGCAAACCCUGCACUAAAGUUGAUGGUCUUUGUUGCUACUGCCGGAAUUCGCAAAUCGGAGAUUGAAACGGUGGCUAGAGCGGUUUUGCCAAAGUUUUUUAUGGAUGAUAUUGAUAUGGAUGCAUGGGAAGUGUUUAGCUUAUAUGAUAAAAGGGUUCUGGUUACUAGAAUGCCAAGAAUAAUGGCUGAGAGAUUUGCUAAGCAGCAUUUAAGAGCUGAUGAGGUUAUUGGAAGUGAACUUAUAGUAAACCGGUUUGGGUUUGUUACCGGUUUUAUUAAUUGUGGCAAUAUUGAUUCUUUUAUCUCCAGUCGAGUUUCUAAACAGUUUAUGGAUGAAAAACCUGCUUUAGGAUUAGGAAGGUGUACUGCUAAUUCAAGUUCUUCAUUUUUAUCUCUGUGCAAGGAACGAAUGCACCCACCAUUUAUUACCAACCAAAAGCAACAUGACAACCAGCUCAUCCGCCCUCUGCCGGUGAUUUUCCACGAUGGCCGCCUUGUCAAACGUCCAACACCAUCCACAAGCCUACUAAUCAUCCUAUGGAUUCCACUAGGCAUUGUACUUGCAUUACUUAGAAUGGUGGUGGGAUUAAUGCUACCGAUGUGGGCUAAACCCUACUUAGCCCGAUUAUUUGGCGGAAAAGUGAUCGUGAAAGGCAAACCACCACCGCCUGCUUCUGACGGUAGUAAUGGUUUUCUAUUCGUGUGUACUCAUCGAACCCUAAUGGACCCUGUUGUAUUAUCCGCAGUACUUAGACGUAAAAUACCUGCGGUCACGUAUUCUAUUUCCCGAUUCUCUGAAAUCUUAUCACCAAUUCCGACCGUCCGAUUAACAAGAAUUCGAGAAGUAGAUGCAGAGAAAAUCAAACGCGAGUUAGCAAAAGGUGAUCUAGUGGUAUGUCCAGAGGGAACAACAUGCAGAGAACCAUUUUUAUUAAGAUUUAGUGCUCUUUUCGCUGAACUAACAGACCGGAUAGUGCCGGUGGCAAUGAAUUACAGGGUAGGGUUUUUCCAUGCAACAACAGCAAGAGGUUGGAAAGCUUUAGAUCCAAUCUUCUUCUUCAUGAAUCCUAGACCAGUUUAUGAAGUGACUUUCUUGAAUCAACUGCCAAUGGAGGCUACGUGCUCGUCUGGUAAGAGCCCACAUGAUGUUGCAAAUUAUGUGCAAAGAAUCUUGGCUGCUACAUUAGGGUUUGAGUGCACAAAUUUUACUAGGAAAGACAAGUACAGGGUUCUUGCAGGGAAUGAUGGAACUGUGUCCUAUACUUCAUUUCUUGAUCAGAUGAAGAAGGUGGUCAGCACUUUCAAGCCUUUUCUUCAUUAGUUAUAUAUCACAGAGAGAUGAUAUAUACAUAUAAUAAUAAGAUUAAUUUAAUUUGUUUUUGUGUUUCUUUUUUACAUUUAUUUUCUUUUGUAAAUGGCUGGCUUUAUAAUUUUUUUUGGGGAACCAUUUAAUUAUUUCUGGAAUUGAUUGUUAAAUAAA
Jatropha curcas is the source of this 1783-nucleotide messenger RNA. RefSeq names its product glycerol-3-phosphate acyltransferase 5. Gene Ontology annotation, biological process: cutin biosynthetic process. Gene Ontology annotation, cellular component: membrane. NCBI's taxonomy places the organism in Eukaryota, Viridiplantae, Streptophyta, Magnoliopsida, Malpighiales, Euphorbiaceae. The record is from RefSeq and is a predicted model, not a curated record. Gene Ontology annotation, molecular function: glycerol-3-phosphate 2-O-acyltransferase activity; phosphatase activity.